Messenger RNA from Clonostachys byssicola, 984 nucleotides. Lineage: Eukaryota; Fungi; Ascomycota; Sordariomycetes; Hypocreales; Bionectriaceae. The record is from the annotation of a GenBank genome assembly.
AUGUCACCACCAGAUACCAUGAAGGCCAUCAUUUGCGAGGCACCUGGAUCCCCUUCAAACCUCGUCCAGCACCAGGUCAGAGUUCCUUCACCUGCUAUUGGCCAAGCGCUCAUAAAGAUUUUGGGGUUCGAAAUGCUGUCUCGCCUAGGUCAAGGACAUAUGGCCCUGCCCCAGAUUCUAGGAAUAGAGUGUUAUGGUAUGAUUUCGGGCUAUAACGAAGCUGAGACCGCUCAGCGACUUCCCAUAGGAUCGCGCGUCUUUACAUGUAUGGGUGGCUUGGGCCGAGAAAUCCCCGGCUCCUAUGCGGAAUACACUUGUGCCUCCAUCGAAAACUUGCGAGAGGUACCAACCACAAGCCUUACGGUUGCUCAGUUAUCAGCCCUCCCAGAAAUGCUGCAGGCAACUUGGGGAGCCCUCACAGCUGGUCUAGAUGUCCAACCUGGUGACAGAAUUUUGAUCCGGGGCGGUACGAGCUCCAUAGGUCUUUGUGCAAUACAACUGGCUCGGAAGCUUGGGGCCUCGUACGUUGCUGCAACUACACGCAACGCCGGUCGCAAAGAAUUACUCUCGGAGGUCGGAGCAGACAAGGUUAUCAUCGAUGGUGGAAAGAUUUCCCAACCGCUUCAGCAUGAUGAGAAGUUUGAUAGGGUUAUGGAGCUGGUUGGAACUCCGACUAUAAAUGACAGUAUUCUGUGUGCCAGAGACAAAGGUACAGUUUGCGUCGUUGGCAACCAAAGUGGUGGUUCAUGGAUGCUCGAGAACUUUUCUCCAUUCUUCAUUGGGCUACCAAAUCGCGUGCGCCUUUGUGCGUAUGGAGGAGGUCCUCAAGACCUCCAUCAAGUACCCUUUGAGGAGCUAAUCGGGGAUGUCGAGCAAGGGAAGCUUCGACUUAAUGUAAAGGCUUUCAGGCUGGAUGAAAUUCAGGAGGCUCAUGGGAUUAUGGAAGCAGGUGGAGGUGGCAGCAAGAUGGUGGUCGUCUUGUGA